This is a messenger RNA of Drosophila persimilis, 814 nucleotides long. It is a transcript of the gene Chmp1, whose product is annotated as charged multivesicular body protein 1b. Lineage: Eukaryota; Metazoa; Arthropoda; Insecta; Diptera; Drosophilidae. The coding region runs from base 64 to 678 and encodes 204 amino acids. The transcript has 2 exons. The record is from RefSeq and is a predicted model, not a curated record. Gene Ontology annotation, biological process: protein transport; endosome transport via multivesicular body sorting pathway; late endosome to vacuole transport. Gene Ontology annotation, cellular component: ESCRT III complex; multivesicular body.
AGAACCAACUGAAAACCUUUUUACCUCAUUUGAAAUAGUAAAUUCAUCAAGCUGGGUAACGACAUGUCCACCUCAUCAAUGGAAAAACACCUCUUUAAUCUAAAAUUUGCGGUGAAGGAGCUGGAGCGCAACUCCAAGAAAUGCGAUAAGGAGGAGAAGAAGGAGAAGGCCAAAGCCAAGAAGGCCAUCCAAAAUGGCAAUAUGGAUGUGGCCCGCAUUCAUGCAGAGAACGCCAUACGCCAGAAGAACCAGGCCGUCAACUACUUGCGCAUGAGUGCUCGCGUCGAUGCCGUAUCCAGUCGGGUGCAGUCCGCCCUGACUACACGGAAAGUCACUGGCUCCAUGGCUGGCGUGGUCAAAGCCAUGGAUGCGGCCAUGAAGGGGAUGAAUUUGGAGAAAAUCUCAUCGCUAAUGGAAAAGUUUGAGUCACAAUUCGAGGACUUGGACGUGCAGAGCUCAGUGAUGGAGGGCACCAUGUCUGAUACGGUGACCACUUCGGUGCCCCAGGGCGAUGUCGACAAUCUGUUGCAGCAAGUGGCCGACGAGGCUGGCCUUGAACUGAACAUGGAGCUGCCCAGCGGCGUGCAGAGCCAGACUAUUGGCGCCUCUACCACCCAGGUCUCGCAGGAGCAGGAUGAACUCACGCAGCGUCUGGCACGCCUAAGGCAGGCUGAAUAAAACGAGGGAGACGCACUAUAAGGAACUCCCUGCCAGCAUUCGAUGCCGUUGAAUUUUUGUUUUAGCAUUUAAGUACCGAAAUAUAUGAAUAAGAAUUAUGUAUUAGCUUUGACUCUUAAAUAUACAUAUAAAAGAA